AAUAAUAUUUAACUACAGAGUACGUCGGGUCGAAAUCAAGUCGCACAUCCGAUUCUAACCGAGUACCAAAGCCAAGUGAAAAGUGAUUAGAUUAGUCAAUACGAGCGCUAAGCUGAAAUUCUGCCGAUUGAAACAUGGAUAAAGAAAACCAAACUGUUUAUUGCUGCAAAAAACCCGCUUUAACAGAAUGUGGCACCAAAUCGCAGACUGGUUUCUCCAAAAACUGCUGCGAAGCUAAAAAAUGUUGCGCUACUGGAAAAUGUUGUUCCGUAACUGAGGACAGUACUUGCAAAGACCGUCAAUGUAAGGACUGCAAAUGUUGCAAGAAAGCCGAAGAUUCUUGCGAAAAUUGCCAAUGUUGUACUGAUUGUUGCUGCAAAGCUAAAAGCUGUUGCUCCACUGGAAAAUGUUGUUACGUAAGUGAGGAGGGUACUUGCAAAGACUGUCAAUGUAAGAAAUGCAAAUGUUGCAAGAAAGCCGAAGAUUCUUGCCAAGAUUGCCAAUGUUGUACUGAUUGUUGCUGCAAAGCUAAAAGCUCUUGCUCUAAUGAAAAAUGUUGUUCCGUGACUGAGGAUGGUACUUGCAACGACUGUAAAUGUAAGGACUGCAAAUGUUGCAAGAAAGUCAAAGAUUCUUGCGAAGAUUGCCUGUGUUGUACUGAUUGUUGCUGCGAAGCUAAAAGCUGUUGCUCUACUGGACAAUGUUGUUCCGUAACCGAGGACGGUACUUGCAAAGGCUGUAAAUGUAAGGACUGCAAAUGUUGCAAGAAAGUCACAGAUUCUUGUGAAGAUUGCUUGUUGCUGCAAAGCUAAAAGCUGUUGCUCUACCGGGCAAUGUUGUUCCGUAACUGGGAGCGGUACUUGCAAAGACUGUAAAUGUUUUAUAAAAAUUGAAACCCCUUCUUGUAAGAAAACUUCAUGUGAUAAAAUAAUAUUUUGUGAGAUUACUGAAAGAUCAUCAAAACAAUUUUCAUAUUGUUGCCAACUUUUAAUAGUAACCUCUUAAUUCUUACACACAUUAAAAAAAGUCUUAUAAUAUUACUACUCUAAAAUAUUAUAUUUAAAUAACAUUAAA
This is a messenger RNA of Anthonomus grandis grandis, 1074 nucleotides long. Its product is annotated as cadmium metallothionein-like. The record is from RefSeq and is a predicted model, not a curated record. The transcript has 2 exons. NCBI's taxonomy places the organism in Eukaryota, Metazoa, Arthropoda, Insecta, Coleoptera, Curculionidae. The coding region runs from base 135 to 812 and encodes 225 amino acids.